AUGCCCGCCGACCUGAUGGAGAAGAGCUCCUCGUCGCCCGUGGCCGCCACCCCGGCCAGCGCCCACGCCACGCCGGACAAGCCGCGCACCGCCGCCGACCACCGCAAGUCGUCCAAGCCCAUCAUGGAGAAGCGGCGUCGGGCGCGCAUCAACGAGAGCCUGGGCCAGCUCAAGAGCCUCAUCCUGGACGCCCUCAAGAAGGACAGCUCGCGGCACUCGAAGCUGGAGAAGGCCGACAUCCUCGAGAUGACCGUCAAGCACUUGCGGAGCCUGCAGCGCGCCCAGAUGACGGCUGCUCUGACCGCAGACCCUUCAGUGCUGGGCAAAUACCGGGCCGGUUUCAACGAGUGUAUGAACGAGGUGACCCGCUUCCUCUCCACCUGCGAGGGGGUGAACGCCGAGGUGCGCACCCGCCUGCUGGGACACCUGGCCAGCUGCAUGGGCCAGAUCAACGCCAUGAACUACCCCGCCCCGCAGUCCCCCUCGGCCGCCCAGCACGGCGGGGCCUCCUUUGGGCAGCCCCUGGGGCAGAUCCCUGCCGGAGCGGUGCCCCCUGUGGGCAGCGUGGUGCCUUGCAAGCUGACCAGCUCCGCCGGGGAAGGGGCGAAAGUUUACGGCGGCUUCCAGCUGGUGCCGGGCUCCAACGGGCAGUUCGCUUUCCUGAUCCCCAACGCGUCGUUUGCUCCACACGGCGGGGCGGUGAUCCCCCUCUACGCCAGCGGGGGCUCCGGGCUGCCACCUCCGUCCCUGUCUCCUGCCGCCGGCGCCCCCUCGCUCCCCGCAGACUCGGUCUGGAGACCUUGGUGA
Molecule: messenger RNA, 807 nt
Organism: Euleptes europaea (tarantolino)
Lineage: Eukaryota; Metazoa; Chordata; Lepidosauria; Squamata; Sphaerodactylidae
Gene: HES1
Product: hes family bHLH transcription factor 1
Exons: 4
Coding region: 1-807 (268 amino acids)
Biological process (GO): anterior/posterior pattern specification; regulation of transcription by RNA polymerase II; regulation of neurogenesis
Cellular component (GO): nucleus
Molecular function (GO): RNA polymerase II cis-regulatory region sequence-specific DNA binding; DNA-binding transcription factor activity, RNA polymerase II-specific; protein dimerization activity
Source: RefSeq, a predicted model, not a curated record